This is a messenger RNA of Quercus lobata, 1677 nucleotides long. RefSeq names its product RING/U-box superfamily protein. The transcript has 9 exons. Gene Ontology annotation, cellular component: Golgi apparatus. The record is from RefSeq and is a predicted model, not a curated record. The coding region runs from base 294 to 1349 and encodes 351 amino acids. NCBI's taxonomy places the organism in Eukaryota, Viridiplantae, Streptophyta, Magnoliopsida, Fagales, Fagaceae.
CGGCGACGACAACAACGGGCAGAAAUCUCACACGCAAUUAAAAAUCCAUUAAAAAAGAAAAAUGAAAAGAGAAAAACCGAAACGGAUCUCCAUGAGGAGCACUGCAAAUCUGGACACCAACUACAACUGACCUGGAUUCUUCAUUCACUCAAGUGACUCAUCCCUCAUCUCUUUCUUUCUCUCUCAGACCCUUUUGCGUUUUAUCCAUAAACCCUAAUAGUUUUCCCCCAAAUCCUCACUCCAAAAUUGAUCUGCAAUAAAGGCUAAUUUGACACUGUGCACUGGUCAAUGCAAUGGUGGUCUGCAAAUGUCGAAAGGCUACCAGAUUGUAUUGUUACGUGCACAAGGUUCCGGUUUGUGGCGAAUGCAUGUGUUUUCCGGAGCACCAAAUAUGCGUGGUCCGUACUUACUCAGAAUGGGUAAUAGAUGCAGAAUAUGAUUGGCCAAAUAAAUGCUCCCAGUGUCAAGUAGCACUUGAAGAGGGGACGGGUCCUCAAACUACUCGAUUGGGUUGCUUGCAUGUUUUACACACAAAUUGCUUGGUUUCACAUAUCAAAAGUUUUCCUUCGCAUACAGCACCAGCUGGAUAUGUGUGUCCUGCAUGUUCCACUUUGAUUUGGCCUCCUAAGAGUGUUCAUGAUUCAGGAUCACGUCUUCAUUCAUUGCUGAAGGAAGCUAUUAUGCAGACUGGUAUGGAGAAGAAUUUGUUUGGAAGUCAUCCGGUUUCAUUGGCAGCAACCGAAUUUCAUGGUCCUCCUCCUGCGUUUGCAUCAGAUCCUCUAAAUGCAGUACCUUCUCUUGGAGGCAUGGACAACAAUGCAAGUUCACCCUUAGAAGCACAAGAUGAAAUAAAUGUUAUUGCAGGAUACUCAGCUGCUGCUGGAGCAGGAUCUUCCAAAGUUCCAGAUAUUCUGGAGGUAGAUGGUCCUAGUACGGCUGGGAAUUUUAUGAAAGGCUCAAGCCCGCCUGGUGCUACAACACGAAAGGGUGCCUUCCAUGUUGAACGACAAAACUCAGAAAUUUCAUAUUAUGCAGAUGAUGAAGAUGGGAAUCGUAAAAAGUAUAGUAAAAGGGGUCCAUUCCGGCAUAAGUUUCUUAGAGCUUUGCUUCCUUUCUGGUCUACUGCAUUACCAACCUUACCAGUGACAGCACCUCCACGAAAAGAUGCAUCAAAUAACAAUGAUGUCCCUGAAGGUCGUGUGCGGCAUCAAAGAUCAUCAAGGAUGGAUCCGAGAAAAAUCCUGCUUGUUAUUGCAAUCAUGGCAUGCAUGGCAACUAUGGGUAUUUUGUAUUACAGACUAGUGCAAGGGGGUUUUGGUGUGGAGCUGCCUGAGGAUGAACAGCAGUGAUCAUCUGCGAGGUUCUAAUGCAGAUGGGGUGAUUCUGCUUUAAUGGAGACCUGCUGGUUACUGGUGCUCCUGCUGCUGUGUUUUUGUUCUGGUCCUCUAUCUGGACAUGGUGCUGGUUUUCAGUGAAAAGUUGUCGGGAUCUUCAUUUGAGUGUUGAUGACAGUAACAUGUUACAUAUAUUUGCUUGGCCUUUUUAACCUUUAACCCUUGUUUAUCUAUGUUAUGAAUUUAGAUGGAAGUGAAAAGGAAAAUAUUUUGUUCAAACUGCAUUAUUUUGUAAUUAUCUAUUUGAGUCAAUAAACAUGCAAGACUAAGGAUUCCUUGACCA